Messenger RNA from Mycosarcoma maydis (corn smut), 546 nucleotides. RefSeq lists its product as uncharacterized. Gene Ontology annotation, cellular component: cytosol. The transcript is spliced from 2 exons. The record is from RefSeq and is a predicted model, not a curated record. Lineage: Eukaryota; Fungi; Basidiomycota; Ustilaginomycetes; Ustilaginales. Gene Ontology annotation, biological process: regulation of intracellular signal transduction; cellular response to L-arginine. The coding region runs from base 1 to 546 and encodes 181 amino acids.
AUGCAAGCAGACAGCGACAUCAACGACAGGCAAGCAGCUCGAGAAUGGCAGUCAAGAAAGUCGACUUACCCGAAUCUUGAUGUCCUCAUACAGCCGGACAAGUACUUGCUGGCCAGGCUUCCACCAAGCUCGUCGAUACCGCCAUCAAUACUAAAGCUGCUUUCUACACCCACAGACUCACGCGGCAAACCGUUGUUCUGCACAGUCUCACGCACCCACAAUGAGCUGAGCAUCCUCGUCUCAACGUCAGUAGAGCGUAGCUGGAACGACCUCAAGGCUGAGCUUGAAGCCGCCGUUGCCAAGGGAGAAGAUGAUGGCCAUGGAGUUGAUGGACCAUGGAGAGCGUUCCGCAUCAGAGGACCAAUGCAGUUUCAUCUGGUUGGCGUCCUGCUCGAGUUUAGCAAGUGCCUUGCUCAGCGUGGGAUUUCCAUUUUUGCCGUCUCGACGUGGGAUACGGACUACAUCUGCGUCAAGCAGUCCGACUUUGACAAUGCUUGCAAAGCUCUCGAGCAGGAUGGAUGGAAAGUACUCGACCAGGCUGAUUAG